CAGCGCCCGCCUCACAUCCGGUCGUAUAUAUGUUGCCACGAGUUAGCGGCGAAAUUUGGAGAGUGUCCAUUUUGAGCAGCGAGUCGGCGUCUCCGGUAUAAAUCGUUUUCCUCACACACAAAUCUGUUGAAGAGCCCACCGUCAGAAUGGCAGACGCAGAUAAUCUCCUCAUGGAGACAUCGGACCAGAACGGCAACGAUGGCGAGGAGGAGGAGGACCAGAACGGUGCCGAGCAGGAGCUGAUGGCCGGAGAGGAGGAAGAGGAGGAGGACUGCCAGGAUGGCCUGGAGCUCCAAGAGGACAUCCAGGAAGACAUCCAGGACAACGGAGCCGAGGGUGCCGACGGAGCCGAAGGAGCUGAUGGAGCCGACGGAGGAAAGAUCGACGCCAGCAAAGGAGAGGAAGACGCUGGGAAAAUGUUCGUAGGCGGCCUCAGCUGGGACACGAGUAAAAAGGACCUGAAGGAUUAUUUCAGUAAGUUCGGCGAGGUGUCGGACUGCACCAUCAAGAUGGACUCCAACACCGGCCGGUCCCGAGGCUUCGGCUUCGUCCUCUUCAAAGAGGCCGCCAGCGUGGAGAAGGUGCUGGAGCAGAAGGAACACAGACUGGACGGACGUCCGAUCGACCCCAAGAAGGCGAUGGCCAUGAAGAAGGAGCCCGCCAAGAAGAUCUUCGUCGGGGGGUUGAACCCCGAGGCGACUGAGGACGCCAUCAGGGAAUACUUCGGGGCUUUCGGAGAGAUCGAAACCAUUGAGCUUCCCAUCGACCCCAAAUCGAAGAAGAGGAGGGGUUUCAUCUUCAUCACGUACAAAGACGAAGCCAGCGUCAAGAAGUGUCUGGAGAAGAAAUACCACACCAUCCAGGGCGGCAGGUGUGAGCUGAAGAUCGCUCAGCCUAAGGAGGUGUACCAGCAGCAGCAGUACGGAGCUGGACGUGGUGGUGGAGGAGGAGGAGGAGGUGGCGGCGGUGGAGGUUAUGGAGGCCGGGGUGGUCGAGGAGGACGUGGAGGUCAGGGUCAGGGCUGGAACCAGAGCUAUGGGAACUACUGGAACCCCGGAUACGGUAACCAGGGCUACGGCUACAGUGGAUACGGUGGCUACGGCAACUACGACUACUCUUCUGGUUACUAUGGAUACGGGCCCGGAUACGACUACAGUGAGUACUCACAAGACCAGGGCAACGGCAGCUACGGGAAAACUCCAAGACGGGGGGCACACCAGACCGGCUACAAACCAUACUGAUGAUCACAGGAAGCGCAAAGGACUCCAGUGAUCCAGAGACCGACGGCUGGAUGGACACACUGGUGAUGACUCGACCUCUUUUAUGACAGAAGACCAUUUGUACAGAACACAUCUGAAAUGUAACUUUUUUUUUUUUUUUUUUUAUCCUUUCAUUUUUAGGUUUUACUUUUGUCCCUUUGAUGUUUUUUGUUUUCUUUUUGUUUUCUUUUCUCGUCCUCCUUCCACAUUUCCAUCAAUGGAAGUGUAAUUUUUACUGUACUUUUUGGUACCUGUUUUGAUUCUAAUGUAUUGUAAGGCUUGUAUUUUACAUGUUUGCUGGCUUUACAGGUUGAAAAUCUUGGCGCUGUAAAGGAGCUUUUUUUGACAAAAUAAACAGUUUUCAGUAAUUUUUUUUUUUUUUUUGGAUGCUUCCAGGUUUUCGGGGGUGAACGUUAUUGGAACAGGUUUAGGAUUUGAUUUCAGUUAUCAACAUUUUUUUCCCUCUUGGUCUUUUGUCGCCACACAACCUGAUGAUCUGUAACGAAGGAACAUGAAAUGUUUCACGGCCCUUCGUUUUGGUAUUUCCCCCUCUAUGGUGAACCCGGUGUACCGCGAUCAUUUUUAACUCUUAUUAUUCCUUAAAUCUGCAACAACUGCCUGCACGCUUAUUUCCUCCAGGACGUCCUGAAUUCACGAAGGUAUUAAAAACAUCUGGAGAGCUCACAGAUGAUGUAAUGCGGCGGGGGGGGGGCUUAAAAAAAAAACUAAUUAUUCGGCCUCAUGCACCUGUGGCAUGACUUCCUGUUUAAAUCUACAUACCUUUUUACAUAACAAGCAACUUGUUUAAGUUUCUAUGCUGGUUUAGUUUGUGUUUUUUGUCAAGUGUCACUGGUUUUUUAGAAGUAACCGCUUUGAAGUUAAAUGUCUGCGUAGAUUUUUCUUUUGUUUUUUGUCUUUACAGACUUUCAGAACACUGGAGUCUCCUCAAGCUAGUGUCUCUGGCAAUUUAUUAGUAAUAAACAUUCUCGUUUGUAAUA
This is a messenger RNA of Anarrhichthys ocellatus (wolf-eel), 2257 nucleotides long. RefSeq names its product heterogeneous nuclear ribonucleoprotein A/B-like. Gene Ontology annotation, cellular component: nucleoplasm; chromatin. The coding region runs from base 147 to 1241 and encodes 364 amino acids. NCBI's taxonomy places the organism in Eukaryota, Metazoa, Chordata, Actinopteri, Perciformes, Anarhichadidae. The transcript is spliced from 9 exons. Gene Ontology annotation, molecular function: RNA binding. The record is from RefSeq and is a predicted model, not a curated record. Gene Ontology annotation, biological process: regulation of gene expression.